AACACGCGAGACUUCGCGAGAGGCCGAGGGAAAGCCUGAGACUAGAUACACAGGGAGGGACAACGGAGGGCCCCUCCCCUUAGCGAGAGGAAGUCUCGCGAGGCUGGGGCGGUUCGGGAGCGCGCGUCGGUCCGCGGAGGUUUCCCCCCGGGCUGGGCCUGGGGCAGAGCCCCGCCGGCUCCGCGGCCGCCCCGUUGGCGGGUGGAAGGAGGACGCGGAAUCUCUUCCGUUGGGUGCACAGGUCCCGGUUGGCGGAGGCGGCUGAGGGCUGCGAGGCACUGCCUGGAGCGCAGUGAGGGGGAGAAGCGCGGACGCCCGCGCCGCCCGCUGCCGAGCGCUCCGGCAGCCGGCCCUCCUCUCCCGCGGUCGGCGCGAGCGGCGCGCUGCGGACCCGAGGUGCGUCUCCCGGAUCCUGCGGACGCGCCUUGCGUGUGUGUUUUCUGCCUGCCUCCCCCACGCGCGAGCUCGCCGCGAGGCGUGGGCGGGGAGAGACCCUCUUCGGGCCUCACGUUGCCCCUGUGCAGCGUUCGCCGCGGCGCCGGUCCGUCCUUCUGCACGCUGCCCUCCGAAAGGUAUUCCUUUUACAAUGAGUUGCACAAUUGAGAAGGCCCUUGCUGAUGCUAAAGCCCUUGUUGAAAGACUGCGAGAUCAUGAUGAUGCAGCGGAGUCUCUAAUUGAGCAAACCACAGCUCUCAGCAAGCGAGUGGAAGCAAUGAAGCAGUAUCAAGAAGAAAUUCAAGAACUUAAUGAAGUUGCAAGACAUCGACCACGGUCUACAUUAGUUAUGGGAAUCCAGCAAGAAAAUAGACAAAUCAGAGAAUUGCAACAAGAAAACAAAGAAUUGCGUACAUCCCUGGAAGAACAUCAGUCUGCCUUGGAACUUAUAAUGAGCAAGUAUCGAGAACAAAUGUUUAGAUUGCUAAUGGCUAGCAAAAAAGAUGAUCCGGGUAUAAUAAUGAAGCUAAAAGAACAGCACUCCAAGAUUGACAUGGUACAUCGUAACAACUCCGAAGGAUUCUUCCUUGCUGCAUCUCGACACAUCCUUGAAGCACCUCAGCAUGGACUCGAGAGGAGGCACUUGGAAGCCAAUCAGAAUGAGUUACAGGCACAUGUUGACCAGAUAACUGAAAUGGCAGCAGUAAUGAGGAAAGCCAUUGAAAUCGACGAGCAGCAGGGUUGCAAGGAACAAGAAAGAAUAUUUCAACUUGAGCAAGAAAACAAAGGCUUGAGAGAGAUCCUUCAAAUAACUCGAGAAUCGUUUCUGAACCUUCGGAAGGAUGAUGUAUCAGAAAGUACAUCUCUGUCUGCAUUAGUGACCAAUAGCGAUCUGAGUCUGAGAAAGAGCUGAAGGGGUUCCAGUUCUGGAGGCUUUGUACGUGGGUCCACACCGCCGUCAGGACUGGCUGAGAAGUGAAUGAAUGAACAGGAAAUUCAGUUUUAGUCAACACUUUUUUUCCCUCUAUAGUAUGUAUAGUGCAAUGGCUAAGAGAUAGCAAAAGAAAUGUGUAUUUAAGGUUGUAAACUUCAUCCCAAAAUAGGGAAAUGUAGAAACUGGGCCACUGUUAACUGGUAACAAACGGAAGAUUUUCACAGUGACUCCUGAAUAUACCAAGCUUUCAGUAGUGCUGUUUGCUCUCUGGAUGAUGCAGACUCAGAUAGUCCCAAUAAAUGUUUGUGAAUUCAUAGAGUUAUUCGAGUUUUAAAAUACAAGUUUUUGCUGUGGUCCACAUACUGAAUUUUAUUCUUCCUGUUUGGUGUCAGAAUUAACAAAUUGUUUAUGCCCCAUGUGACUUACCACUUAAGUAACUGCCUGUCUACUUUCUCAUUAAUUUUUUUGUCCAAGAAAAUUCAGGUUUAAAGGCUCUAGGAAUAUUUCAUAUGUACCACAAACAAGAGGUAAUUAAUUCUAGCUAAUUUACCGUAAUUAAUUCUUAGCUAUCAGUUGUCUGUGACAUGCUUAAAUGUAUGAAACAUCAUUUCAGGAAUGAGAUAGAAGGAAUAAUUACUUUCUAAGAAAGAAGAUCUUACAAUAGACAUAUUUGGUAGGUUUAACUACUUCUUUGAAAGAGUAAGUUUUGGUUUCCAGUCAUUAUGAAAAUGAGAUUUUUUUUUUUCCCCCUCUGGUCUACACCUAUUUAAAGAUAUUGUGUGGUUAAUUUAGCUAACAGUUGAAAUGUUUGACAUAGAAAGCUAAGUGUGGUGACUUUCAAGGUAAAUUCAGAAUUCCUCUGGCUUAUGGAACCACCCCCUUUUUCUUAAGUAAUUACUCUUGAGAUACAAAAAAGUAGAGUCAAAUUUCAGAAAAAAAAUUCUGAAUGUAUUUUUAAACUUCAUCUGGUCCUCAUAAUCUGUAAGAUUUUUCUUCCUUUCAUUUGGAAAGGAAAGUGGAAAUCUAUGGAUUUACAAGUAUUUGUUUUCUUUUGUUUUUUAAAAAACUAUCAAAUAUAUAGUGUAUGAAUUUUUGAAAGCUACCAGACACAGAAAUGUGCUUUAACACCAAUUAAGACCUAAAGUUUUCUUGUUUCGUAGUGAGUACAGAAUAAAAGGAUAAGAGUAUAAAGUAUGAUUAUAUUAUACUCAUUUAUAUUAAAUACUUAACUAAAAUUAGCACAAAUAGAAAAUUCUCCUUUUGAGUAUAUAAUUUGUUAAAGAAAUAUUACUACUUGAGGUAAUUUUUAUGUAUUAUUUCAUAUAUUGGUAAAAUUCAAAACUACUUUUCACUUCAGAGAUUUUCUAUCUUAAGUUUGGGGUGGAUGGGCUGAUUAGAGAAGGGCUGAGAGCCCAAACGUUAGGUUUCUUUUCUCAUUCAGAGGCCUUAAUUGACAUUUUAUAAAUAAAUGACAUUUUUUUAUUUUUAAACUUUUCUAUAAGUUUUUAGGAAAGUAUCCCUUAAUUAAAUGGCAUAUUCAUUCAAAUAGUUUUUAUCCCAAGGAAGAAUUAAAGUAAGCUACACAGUUGAGAUUAAGUCUGAGGCAAUUCAUCAAGGCAGCUCUAUUAUAAAACAUUAUUUGAUAAAUGAUUAUUUUUGUAAGCCAGUAAGUUAAUUUAUUCUUGGUCUUCUUACUUAGAUAAAUGUUAAGGUUUUGGGUAUUGAAAGACAUUCACUUUGUUUUUAGGACAGUUUUCCACCUCCAUUUUUUUGUUCUAUGGAAUUUUACAUUUAUGUCUGAGAGUGUGUAAUGGCAUAGGAGCCUAUUUUAUCAAUAAAGAUGAAUGGUUAAAACUGG
Molecule: messenger RNA, 3227 nt
Organism: Chinchilla lanigera (long-tailed chinchilla)
Lineage: Eukaryota; Metazoa; Chordata; Mammalia; Rodentia; Chinchillidae
Gene: Fgfr1op2
Product: FGFR1 oncogene partner 2
Exons: 7
Coding region: 587-1348 (253 amino acids)
Biological process (GO): response to wounding
Source: RefSeq, a predicted model, not a curated record